Drosophila montana is the source of this 3936-nucleotide messenger RNA. RefSeq names its product Nostrin (gene Nost). The transcript has 7 exons. Bases 145 to 3693 code for a protein of 1182 amino acids. Gene Ontology annotation, cellular component: plasma membrane; cytoplasm. The record is from RefSeq and is a predicted model, not a curated record. Gene Ontology annotation, molecular function: protein binding. NCBI's taxonomy places the organism in Eukaryota, Metazoa, Arthropoda, Insecta, Diptera, Drosophilidae.
GAUGUUGAUGUUGCACAUCAGUUUUUAUACUAUUUUUUAAUAUACAUGUUUUACGUUGUUUGAAAUUCAAAAGUUUCUGAAAUUUUCUUUUCCAAAUUUUAACGGUUGGCAAAAUUGCGGGCCCCAACAAAUGAUCAAUGAACGAUGAACCAUUUGCGCGCGCAUAAGUUCAAAUUGGGCGGCAAGGACAAUGUUGAAAUUACUUCAAACGCUGCCGCCGCGGACAACAAUAACCGCAUUAGCAACAACAACAACAACAACAACAUUAAUAAUAAUAAUAAUGGGAGCAGCGGCAAAGGAUUCCUCACCCGCAUCAAACGUUACUCGGUGCUCGGGAAUAAACUCAGCCGUCGUCAUUUGGGCAGCAUGACUUUGUCGGGCGGGGGUGCUGGCAAGGAUCGCUCCGGCUCACCCAGCAAGCUGGCCACGGGCAGCUACAAUAUGACCGGCAGCAAUUCCGAAGACCAUCGGCUUGAGAUUGGCGCGCCCAUUCUGAUAUCGACCACAACUCUGGACACAGAUCGCUUUGGUGUGACGGAGGCGCGUCUCAAACAGAUUGGGGGCGGCAUUGCGAAGACAUCCUCGAUAGUGCGCACCCUAACGCCGCGCAGCUCGGAUGAGGAAGAGUUCGUGGAUGCUUGUGGCACGCCGCAAAUCGAGCAGCUGACUAGCGCCGAUGCGGAAACAGAGCAUUUUGAAACGCCAACGCAUCAACCCGACCGAAUGCUGUCCCCGCCACCGACACCACCGCCACCGCCACCCCCGCAACCAGCUGUGGAUCCGCCAAUGCGACGGCCCCGCAUUGCCCGCCAACAACAGUCGCAAUCCGUACAGAAUCUACAUCGAUCCGAGCUGAAGGUCUAUCUGCACAAGUCGCCAUCGAUGACGCUGGACAUGAAUAUGACGGCACCGCCGCAGCUUGGCCUAAACCUGCCCGAACUGCCAGAACUGUAUGGCACCAGUGAGCUCAGCUUGGCAGCCAGCGACAACAAGGAGAACCAUAGCACGCCCCAACGUGGCCAGCAGGGCAGUCAAGUAUCCGAGCCGAACGCACACAUCAUUUGUGGCUUUUUAGCGCAGCAGCAGUGCUUCAAGAGCAUCGACUCCUUUCAGCUGAUGCCGUCGAAGCAAAGCUCCAAGCAGAGCCUGACCAGCUGUCGCAGCAGCAGAAGUAGAAGCAGGAGCAGAAGCAGAAGCAGAAGCCAUCGAAGCCACAGCCAGAUCAGCAUCAACGAGGAGUUUGACUACGAUCUCAAGUCGGUUAGCUAUCAGAGCCUGAAUGCCCAAAAUCUGUUUGUGUCCAUUGAUGAGCUGCAGGAGAUAACCAGACAGAUCAACGAGACGGAAGAUUUUAACCGUGAAAUCGAUCUGGAGUACUGCACGCAUCGGGAUCAGCUGCGUCCCAACGAGCGUCGCAUAACACUGCUCAAGAAUAAGAACCAGCGUCUGAUCAACUUUAAUCACAACAAGGAGAAACUGCGCAAGGGCUGGCACGGCAUGAAGCACUGGCUCGGCGAGGAGAGCACCAAGCUGAAGGAGGCGGUGCGCCAGCAAACGCCACUGAAACGCGUGGCUCAAUCUAAAACCAAUCUUAAUCAGUCCACCGGCAAUGCCAGCCGCCAGUCAAUGUCGCCGGACCGCAGUCGGGAUCGCGAUCGGGAUAUGACCGAAAGCUGCGAGGAUGUCACCGAUCGCACCGAGUAUGAUCCUUCACUGUCACAACAUCCCAGCGAGGAGGAUCUGUCACCGCACUCUAAACGCUUCAAAGACGAGGGACAAAACGGCUUCGAGGAACUCAGACGCUAUGUCAAACAGGGCGGUGACUUCAGCAAAGAACUCAUAUUUGUUCUCCAAGAGCGUGCCGACUCGGAGCUGAUCUACUCGAAGUCGCUCUCGAAGUUGGCCAAUAAACUGAAUAAAGCUGGCCGGGAGGUACCCGGAAGUGUAGCAGAUGCCUGGCGUGGUGUUGCUACAGAAAUGGAAAGUCGCAGCGACAUCCAUCGCCAGCUGGCAGCCUCGCUGACCGAUGAGCUUGUCAAGCCGCUCAAGACGGUCGUGGAUAAUCAUCACAAGACCCGCAAGGCGGUCGAAAGCAAUGUGGACAAAGCGGCCCGUGUGCUGAGCGAGUGGCGCGUGAGCGAGGCAAAGGCCAAGAAGGCCUCGCACACGGCCGCUAGGGAGAACGAGAAGCUGCAGGAUGCGAUGCUGGACGUGCGCAUACAGAAAUCGCCAUCGAUAGCGUUGCUACAUCAGGGGCCCAACAAGCUGGCCGCCGAGAAGGAGCUCAAAUCGGCCGAAAAAGACUGCGUCAAGCUGGACAACAAGCGCAAGAAGGCCGAGGAGGCAGUCAAACGGGCGGACGUUGAAUAUUACACGCUGUGCGUGCGCGCCGAGCGUGCCCGUGUCGACUGGGAAAUGGCCGUGCUUCGCGGCUCCUCCCAGCUGCAGAGCAGCGAGCAGCACCGUGUGGGCAACAUGCAUAACUUUGUGCAGCAAUAUGCGCGCCUUAUCACCGAUAUGAAUCCCAUUUUGGGCAGCCUAACCAACAGUCUGCAGCAGCAGCUGGAUGCUUGCAAUGUGGCCAAGGAUAUGCAGGUGGUGCGCAAUAUACGCCGCAAUUCCGAGGGUCCCAGCGAGCAGCUACUGCCCGACUUCUAUUGUGAACACACCACGCUGGCUAUGAACCGUGAGCGGCGCAAGCACUCGCUGAUCAAGCUGCUGCAGCUGGUCAAAACAGAUUUGGAACGGGAGCGACGCUCUAGAGAUGGGCUACGCGGCCUAUCACAGUCGCUCAACAACCAGGAGCAUCAGAACAUUACUGAUAAGCUAUACCAUAUUCGCUCCAUGCUGACUUAUUUGGAGGGCGCACGUCUAAAGCUGCACUCGGCGCUGCUCGAGCUGGACCACAAGCCGCGCACAACACAUCCGCUGGCGCAGCAUAUACAGAUCACACGGGAUCGCACGGGCCUGCAGCAGAGCAUUCUCAAGGUGCCCAACUGGAUGAAGAACAAUGAUAAGACGCAGAAUACGAGCACAUUGCUGUCGCAGGAUAAUAGCGAUGCCACCGCGGAUGAGGAGGAUGACUAUUCGCAAUUGCAGAGUCAGACGAACAGCUCCUGUGCAAACAUUAGCGUGGUGGCUGCGCCCACAUCGGCGCUGCUGAAGCACUUCAAUCGUAGCAAGAGCAAUAUUGAAACCUUUACCAGCCAACCAAAGAUAAUCUCGACAACCAAUGCAUCGCUGGCGGCGACGGCGACGGCGACGGCGGUAACGGCCAAGUCCAAAACGCUGUCCGCUGGCCAGACGAACGGGGAUCGCGGCCAGGCAGAUGGUGGCUCCAAUCAGCAGGACUCUGACUUUGAUGAGUUUAGUUCGCAGGACGAGGAUGAGGCUGAGCCGCAAACAACACAGAAUUUCUAUCAAAAUGCGCAGGAGGUGCAAAGCUCAUCCAUGAGCUCCCAAGGCGCCAAUAGCAAUUUUACCAGCGUCAGCUCCAAAGAUGGCGGCCAGUCUCAGGUGCUGGGGCGCUGCAAGGCGCUCUACAGCUACACACCAAAACUCUACGACGAACUGGAACUGAGUCCUGGCGAUGUUAUCGAGGUUCAUGCCAAACAGGACGACGGCUGGUGGCUGGGCGCAUUGCGCAAUCAAAUUGGCAUCUUUCCGGCUACCUACGUGGAGGAGUGUGUCUAGCAUAUCGUAUCUAUAUCUAAGCCACAUAGUUAUGUAAGAGUGUGAUUGCAUACUUAAGCUUGUAUGAGUGUGUGUGCGUGUGUUUGUAUGUUUGUGCGUGCGUGAGUUUUGAAGAAUGUCAUAUUGUAUUUAAUUUCGCUUAUCUGCCCCUUUUAACAUAUGCUUACAACGAGCUUUAAAGGUCUCUGCAUUAAAAUAUCUAAAUGUUAAAAAAGGAACACAAAAUUAUAUAUAUUUAAAUAA